GGGAACUUUACUGAUCAGAGAGAAGUGAAUAUGUAAAGUCCCCAUUUCUAUACCAGUCCAAGACAAAGCCCAGCUGUUUUCUAGACACUGCCAGACAGAAAAUUCUGUGCCGGCUUCCUGAGGACUGCCCACCAUGCAGUGGCUGAUGAGUUUCCGGGUCCUCUGGGGCAUCCGCAAGCCCUUUCACCUUGCCCCUGGGUACUUUCGCUGCCAGCCUUUAUCAGGGGUUGGAGCCCCGAGAUGGAAUGACUACAGUGUACCUGAGGAAUUUAACUUUGCAAGUGAUGUCCUAGACUACUGGACUCAAAUGGAGAAGGAGGGCAAGAGAGGUCCAAACCCAGCCCUGUGGUGGGUGAAUGACCAAGGGGAUGAACUGAAGUGGAGUUUCAGAGAGUUGACAGACCUAUCCCGCCGUGCAGCCAAUGUCUUCACCCAGAUCUGUGGCCUGCAGCAGGGAGACCGUCUAGCCUUGAUUCUGCCUCGAGUGCCUGAGUGGUGGCUGGUGACCAUAGGCUGCAUCCGAGCAGGAAUAAUCUUCAUGCCAGGAACCAUCCAGUUGAAGGCCAAGGACAUUCUCUACCGAUUACAAGUGUCCAAAGCCAAGGGCAUCGUGACCACAGAUACCCUUGCCUCAGAGGUGGAUUCUUUAGCUUCUGAGUGUCCUACUCUGAAAACAAAGCUCCUGGUGUCUGACCAGAGCCAUCAAGGGUGGCUGGACUUACGAUCAUUGAUUAAAUCAGCCUCCCCAGAUCAUACCUGUAUUAAGUCAAAGACUCUGGACCCAAUGGCCAUCUUCUUUACAAGUGGGACCACAGGCUUCCCCAAGAUGGCAAAACACAGUCAUGGAUUUGCCUUGCGAUCCUCUUUCCCUUCAAGCAGGAAAUUGCUGCAACUGAAGACAUCUGAUAUCUUCUGGUGCCUUUCGGACACAGGCUGGAUUCUGGCUGUCCUUGGGUGCCUGUUGGAACCAUGGACAGCAGGGGCUACACUCUUUAUCCAUCAUCUGCCCCAGUUUGACCCCAAGGUUGUAGAGCAGAUGUUGUUCAAAUACCCCAUCACCCAGUGCCUUGCGGUACCAUUCGUAUAUCGAAUGAUUCUACAGCACAGUUCUACCAGUCUCAGGUUCCCUACCCUGGAGCACUGCAGUGCCGGUGGGGAGGCUCUGCUGCCGGAGGAUCAAGAGCAGUGGAGAAGACAGACAGGCCUUCUGCUCUACGAGAUCUACGGACAGUCAGAAACAGGAGUAAGUUGUGGCACUCUCCGUGGAAUGAAGAUCAAGCCGGGUUCCAUGGGGAAAGGCAUUCCCCCCUUCGAUGUCCAGAUCAUUGACGACAAAGGCAACAGCCUGCCGUUCAACACUGAAGGCAACAUUGGCAUCAGGAUGAAGCCCACCAAGCCCAUUGGCCUCUUCAUGGGCUAUGAAGACAACCCAGUAAAGACAGCUGAAGUGGAGUGUGGGGACUUUUACAACUCUGGAGAUAGAGCAACUAUGGAUGAAGAGGGCUACAUCUGGUUCCUGGGGAGGAACGAUGACAUCAUCAAUACCUCUGGGGGCUUCGUCAUUUCCCAGGACCAGCCUGCGGGCCUUACCCCAGGGGUCCUACCUUAUCACCGUUCCUGUACUAUGGGCCACGUUCACAGCCUGCACCCUGCUGGCCUCAUGAACCUCACCGACCACCUCCACCUCCUGCAUUUGGCAUCAGCAGAAACAUGUGGGAAAUGCUCUAUGUCUGAGAAGGGACCCGAGAGUGGGAGAGAAGGAAAUGUGAUGGCAGCAGGUUUGGAGCGUUUGUUUGAAUUCUGCACAGUCAAUGCCGGUCUGAAUCCACCUCCAUCGGUUCUAGGGCUUUGGUCUGAUGCUGAAGCUGCUGGGGCUCCCAUGAGGAACAGGGACAACGAGCCUCAUAGAGGUCCAGGGAUGGGCAAGGGUCUUUGUGGCCUUGGGCAGAAACUGCAGAGAGUAGAAGACCGCUUUGUCGGGAAGUGA
Molecule: messenger RNA, 1987 nt
Organism: Callorhinus ursinus (northern fur seal)
Lineage: Eukaryota; Metazoa; Chordata; Mammalia; Carnivora; Otariidae
Source: RefSeq, a predicted model, not a curated record